Messenger RNA from Aspergillus tubingensis, 597 nucleotides. RefSeq lists its product as uncharacterized. Bases 1 to 597 code for a protein of 198 amino acids. The transcript has 2 exons. Lineage: Eukaryota; Fungi; Ascomycota; Eurotiomycetes; Eurotiales; Aspergillaceae. The record is from RefSeq and is a predicted model, not a curated record.
AUGUCAACGUUCUUCCUCUUCUGCACUGCAGACAUACCAGCCAGUAUUCUUAACGAUUUCAUGGACCAAUUUCGCAAAGUCUAUGACGACAAUAUGCCCAAUCUCAUGUGCGUCGUUCGCUCGCCAGAUCAGAGCUAUUAUCCAGACUGGGGCACUGAGCUCCCAAUUAGCGACUUCUCCACUGGGUUCAAAGAUGCUACAAACAGUGAGCUACGUGCUUUCACUCAAGCCAAAAUUGCUGAGCUUGGGGCAAGGGGGGAGGCUGGCUCCCUUGAGCCGGACUGGAUCGCGGUCAUGGAUGAAAGGUCGCUUCGAGAUAGAACAGUCGUUAUGCAAUUCAAUAUGCAGAUGUCCAUGUGGGCCCAGGAUCUGGAAGAUGCAGAUGAACCUUUCGAGAUCCCCGGUAAUGCUGAUAUAGAGGGCGAUGAUAUCUGGUGGAAGUGGCGGGUGCCCUUCUCGGGUGCUCAGCAGAUUUUCAACAGUAUUGAUUGUGGUGACCCUCCAAUGAUUCAGUUGUAUUCUCGCCCAGAAUUCCUGGGCUCGGACGGGGUUGUCAAGGUGGACGUUAUUCGGAAAACUAUACGUGGAGACAGGUGA